This is a messenger RNA of Nerophis ophidion (straightnose pipefish), 1794 nucleotides long. Its product is annotated as transcription factor AP-2-beta-like. Lineage: Eukaryota; Metazoa; Chordata; Actinopteri; Syngnathiformes; Syngnathidae. The record is from RefSeq and is a predicted model, not a curated record. Gene Ontology annotation, molecular function: RNA polymerase II transcription regulatory region sequence-specific DNA binding; DNA-binding transcription factor activity, RNA polymerase II-specific. Gene Ontology annotation, cellular component: nucleus. Gene Ontology annotation, biological process: regulation of transcription by RNA polymerase II; anatomical structure development; regulation of cell population proliferation.
UCUGGCAUUUGGUUAAAGACAGCGGAGAAGCGACCAUGCUGUGGAAACUAGUUGAGAAUGUCAAGUAUGAAGAUAUUUACGAGGACCGCCAUGACGGCGUCUCCAGCCACAGCUCCCGCCUGUCCCAGCUGGGCUCCGUCUCCCACGGCGGGCAUUACUCCAGCGCGCCGCCCCUCUCCCACGCACCCUCGUCCGACUUCCAGCCGCCCUACUUCCCGCCGCCCUACCAGCCGCUGGCCCACUACCAGAGCCAGGACCCCUACUCCCACGUCGGCGACCCUUACUCGCUCAACUCGCUCCACCAGAGCCAGCAGGGUGCGUGGGGGGCGAGGCAGCGGCAGGACGCGGCCGGGGAGCGCAUGGACGGCUCGUCUUUGCUGGCGCAGCCCCGGGCUUCUCUGCCGCAGCUGCCCGGGCUGGACCCCAGGCGGGAUUACGGUGGCGUGCGGAGGCCGGACGUGCUGCUGCACGCCGCUCACCCGGGACUGGAGCCCGGGAUGGGAGACGGACUGCUGCACGGGCUGCACGGCAUGGAGGAUGUUCAGACUAUUGACGACACCAACGGAACCAACAUCCUGGAUCAAUCUGUAAUUAAGAAAGUGCCCAUGCCACCCAAGAACAUUGGGUCGUUGAUGCUGGGCAAGGACGGCCUGAUCGGUGGCAUCACCGUCAACAUAAACGAACUGUUCUGCUCGGUACCGGGCCGCUUGUCCCUGCUCAGCUCCACCUCCAAGUACAAGGUGACAGUCGGGGAGGUGCAGAGGAGACUCUCCCCACCCGAGUGCCUCAACGCAUCACUCCUGGGGGGCGUGUUGAGAAGAGCAAAGUCCAAAAACGGUGGGAAAUGCCUGCGGGAAAAACUGGAGAAGAUCGGCUUGAAUUUACCAGCUGGGAGACGUAAAGCUGCGAAUGUGACGUUACUAACGUCACUAGUAGAAGGUGAGGCCGUGCACCUUGCGAGGGACUUCGGCUACAUCUGCGAGACAGAGUUCCCCACCAAGGCCGUGAGCGAGUACCUCAACCGGCAGCACACGGACCCCAACGAGCUGCACACGCGGAAAAACAUGCUGCUGGCCACCAAACAGCUCUGCAAGGAGUUCACAGACCUGCUGGCCCAGGACAGGACUCCCCUGGGCAACUCAAGGCCCAGUCCCAUCCUGGAGCCCGGCAUCCAGAGCUGCCUCUCCCACUUCUCCUUCAUCACGCACGGCUUUGGCUCGCCCGCCAUCUGCGCUGCGCUCACCGCCCUCCAAAACUACCUCAGUGAGGCCCUCAAAGGACUCGACAAGAUGUUCCUCAACAACCCCUCCAACAACCGGCACGGGGACAACAAAGCCGGCGACAAAGAGGAGAAGCAGCGGAAAUGAGUGGACCAGGAGGAAGAAAUGCAGAGAAACAGGCGUUACAUUUCUUUCAUUCCCCCCGAGGAUAUGCUGGUUGAUGUGUUACAUCCAUUUUGCUCCCCAUGCCGGCGUCCUGUGAGACUGAGGUGCAGCUAACACAAAUGUGUGGGGGGCUAGGAGGGGGUCAUGCAAGAAAAGCAUUGUGGGUAUGAUGGAGGGGAAAAGGGUUAAUUUAUGCGUGUAUAUAUUUAUUUAUAUUAAUUUAAAUGGUUGAUUGUGUAAAUAGGUGCCAGCUAUUUCGGAGUAGGCCUAUUUCUCUGUGAUUUGAUCUUUGUAAAGGCUGGAGGUGGGAAGGACUCAUCCACUGUUUGUUCUUUUCUGUUCUUCUAGAGCUGUUGUCAUGGUGCUGAUGAUGGGUAGACAUGCUUUGAAUUGUCCAGUGCUUUCAUUU